AUGGGCGGCGGCGAUCUCAACCUCAAGAAAUCUUUCCACCCGACACUACGGCGAAACCAGCAGGCCGUCUACGAGGAGGAACAAAAGGCGCUCGCAGAGCGCAAACGGACCCAGCAACGCAUCAAUGAAAUUAAGGAAGAGCGCGCAAAGGAGGAGCUGCAGCGGCAGCUCGAAGCUGCCGGCGGCAAGAAGAGAGAAGACCGAGUCGACUGGAUGUAUCAAGGCCCUACCGAUGGCCAGGUUGGUACAAGCGAAGAGACCGAGGCGUAUCUUCUGGGCAAGCGGCGAAUCGACAACCUUAUCAAGGGCACGGAGCACAAGAAGCUGGAGAGGAGCGCAGGAGAAGAAAGCUUCAUGGCGCUUCAGAAUGCGAACAAUGCACGAGACACAGCAUCCAAGAUUCGAGACGAUCCUCUGCUCGCCAUCAAGCGACAGGAGCAGGCGGCGUACGAAGCCAUGAUGAACGAUCCCAUCAGACGGCGGCAAUUACUGGCCUCGAUGGGGAUGGGGGAUGAAAAGAAGAAGGAGAGGUCGCGGGACAAGGAGCACAGGCACAGGCACAGGCAUCGGCGACACCGCAGCAGGAGCAGGGACGCAGAGGGCGAAGACAAAGACACGAGAGACCAAGGAAGCUUGGCGAGGAUGGAAGCCCGCGGCGGGCACGAUAUGAUUCAGCGGACAGAAGAUAUGGGAGUAGCCACAAAGGGGGUGCUUAUCGGCCCGUCCGCCGAGCGACAUGGAAGACGGCGCAGCGGUGAUUUUACCCGACGCGAUGAGCAUGAUAAUCGGCGUCGGGAAUUUAGUAGAGACGAGGAUCGGGGCCCAUGGAACGGAAAUGGGUCUCGUCAUAACGGCAACAGACACGCUUACGGCAACGGGCGAGCAAGGAUGCAGCCCCGAGGCAAUGACGAUGAUGGAGAGGCAGAAAAGGCUCGCAAACUGGCUGCCAUGCAGUCGGCAGCAUCUGACAUGGACGUGGACCGCGAGAAACGGCUUGCUUUCCUAGAAAAGCAAGACCGGGCGGCACAGGAGGCAGACGACAGAGCGAGAGAGCGAGGAGGUGAACGCGGCUUUGUCAAUGGGCUACACCAGCAGGCCGGCAAGCUUGAUCUGGGAGAGAGAAUGGGACGAAACCGGCAAGGAUAUCAACGGGAUGACGACUAG
Metarhizium album ARSEF 1941 is the source of this 1164-nucleotide messenger RNA. Its product is annotated as pre-mRNA-splicing factor CWC25. Gene Ontology annotation, biological process: mRNA splicing, via spliceosome. The transcript has 3 exons. The record is from RefSeq and is a predicted model, not a curated record. Bases 1 to 1164 code for a protein of 387 amino acids. NCBI's taxonomy places the organism in Eukaryota, Fungi, Ascomycota, Sordariomycetes, Hypocreales, Clavicipitaceae. Gene Ontology annotation, cellular component: U2-type spliceosomal complex.